GUAUUACGAAAGCGCGCAUGAUUUCAUACCAUAUCGCUUUAUGUUGGCAGACGAUUGGAGUGAUCACGUACAGAACAAGUGUAAAAUAUCAUUCAGGUCACUGUAGUGUCUUUGAAAGGUUAUUCGACAUUAUUUUGUUUCGAGUUUGAAUUUCAUUGAAUUUGCUACAAAUAUGUUGCCACGAUUUUUGAAACCUACGUUGAGCGUUGCUCAACAAGGAGCGAAACGAUUGUCCACGAGUGCCAGAGUCGAUGCCAAGGUCGCUGUUAUGGGAGCUAGCGGUGGAAUCGGCCAACCGUUAUCAAUGCUAUUAAAACAAUCUCCUCUUGUUACCGAAUUAUCGUUGUACGAUAUUGUGAACACACCAGGUGUCGCUGCUGAUCUUUCGCACAUUGACACGCCGGCAAAAGUGAAAGGAUUUACAGGACCGGAUCAACUGAGAGAUUCCGUCAAAGGAGCACAGGUGGUUAUUAUACCAGCUGGUGUUCCACGUAAACCUGGUAUGACAAGAGAUGAUCUCUUCAACACAAAUGCUUCAAUAGUGAGAGAUCUUGCACAAGCUGUGGCAGAAGUAUCCCCAAAAGCUUUAAUUGCUAUUAUUUCAAACCCUGUCAAUAGCACUGUACCUAUUGCCAGUGAAGUAUUAAAAAAAGCUGGUGUCUAUGAUCCUAACAGAGUAUUUGGUGUUACCACGCUGGAUAUUGUUAGAGCACGUACAUUUAUUGCAGAAGCAAAAGGCCUAGACCCACAGAAAGUAACAAUACCAGUGAUUGGAGGUCACAGUGGUAUUACCAUUAUUCCAUUGAUCUCUCAAUGCAAACCAUCAGUAUCUUUUCCAGAAGAUCAGUUGAAAGCUCUGACUACCAGAAUUCAGGAAGCUGGUACAGAGGUUGUUAAAGCAAAAGCAGGUACAGGAUCUGCAACUCUCUCGAUGGCCUAUGCGGGUGCUCGCUUCGGUUUGUCACUGAUUAGAGCGCUGAACGGAGAACAGGGUAUCGUAGAGUGUACUUUUGUGAAAUCAAGCGUCACGGAUGCCUCCUACUUCUCGACACCUGUUCUCUUAGGCAAAGGGGGACUCGAAAAGAAUCUUGGCCUUGGUACUCUCAAUGAUUUCGAGAAAAAAUUGUUGGAUGCAGCUCUUCCGGAGUUGAAGAAGAACAUUAAAAAGGGUGAAGACUUCGUAAACAAAAAAUGAACGUAACGAAUCAGAGAUCGAAGUAGGGCGUGCUCAAAUAAAAUCAAGAGAGGCUCGAUGAUCCGUACUGAAUACAAUAAUAUUCGCGUUGUACGCGAACAAGAAAUGCAUUAAAAAAAAA
Messenger RNA from Megachile rotundata (alfalfa leafcutting bee), 1316 nucleotides. It is a transcript of the gene Mdh2, whose product is annotated as malate dehydrogenase 2. Gene Ontology annotation, molecular function: L-malate dehydrogenase (NAD+) activity. The record is from RefSeq and is a predicted model, not a curated record. Gene Ontology annotation, biological process: tricarboxylic acid cycle; malate metabolic process. Gene Ontology annotation, cellular component: mitochondrion; cytoplasm. NCBI's taxonomy places the organism in Eukaryota, Metazoa, Arthropoda, Insecta, Hymenoptera, Megachilidae.